AUAAAUUUCUGGAAUUUUAAUUUUUUCUUACCCUUUUUUUUUUGCAGAAAGUAUAUAGAGAUUUUUUUAUCGAGUGAGUCGUUUCGACGUCGUAGUCAACUCAAUGGCGGAUGAGGAUGUUGUUGAUCAGAAGAAGUAUCUUGAAGAUGCUUGCAAGCCUAAAUGUGUGAAGCCUUUGAUUGAAUACGAGGCAUGUAAAAAGAGGAUUGAAGGUGAUGAAAGUGGCCACAAGCACUGUACCGGACAGUACUUUGACUACUUGUCAUGUAUUGAUAAAUGCGUUGCACCAAAGCUGUUCGCAAAACUGAAGUGAUUAAGGGAUUGCGAGGGCUAUCUCAUUUGUUUUCUUUUUAUUCUUGGCACUGUCAGCUAACUAUGGCAACAUGCUUUAUUGGGUCAUUCUGCACCCAAAAACUAUAUCUAUUUUGGCUUUUGGUGCUGUUUCGUAGAUCCUUUUCUUCUGAACUGAAACUUUUUGACCUGGAAUAAAAGAAAACCUUAUACUGCUAUUGUGGUUUGAAA
Messenger RNA from Pistacia vera, 522 nucleotides. Its product is annotated as cytochrome b-c1 complex subunit 6. The record is from RefSeq and is a predicted model, not a curated record. NCBI's taxonomy places the organism in Eukaryota, Viridiplantae, Streptophyta, Magnoliopsida, Sapindales, Anacardiaceae. Gene Ontology annotation, biological process: mitochondrial electron transport, ubiquinol to cytochrome c. Bases 104 to 313 code for a protein of 69 amino acids. The transcript has 4 exons.